UUCAGACCGGGGUUGGCACAUCCCCGACAAAAACACUCCAUCUCGGACUCGCGCUCCGGAACGAGGGCUACCAGAUACCGUCCAGGGCUCUAUUCUGACCGUCUACCUCACCCGGACACUGUAAACUCGAAAUGUGUAUUAUUUGGAUUUGGAAAUGCGAUUCUGUGGCCACUCACGACUUAUACAAUCUGCUAAAUCUCCAGAGAGGCACCAACAAAAUGCAAGGAUACUUCACGUGCUGAAGAAAGAACCGUUGUUGAACUUUCCUUCCGAGCAAUUCUGAGUCAUACCUGUCAAAUAAUGCACUGGCGCUAAAUUAAGUUGUCAAAAACUCCUGUUGACUUGAGGUUUGGCUUUUUUUUUUCUUCUGUCGUCUCCGGUUUGGAAGCAUAAUCUUCAAUGUCUAUUGUAAGAUAAACAAUGCUGGUACUGCUAUUGAGAUUAGCGUGCUUUUCGCUUUGGAGCAAGGAUGUGUUUAGUCACAUACAGAACCAGAAGGAAAAUACAAAUGUUCCUUCUACCCAGUAUGCUUCAUAUAACGGGCAUGUUAUCCAUACCAGUGGUAGCCAGAAAUGGCACUCAGCGUACGAAAGGGUGGUCAACCAAAUGGACAAUAAAAGGGGUGAAACCUCCCGGCUAUCAUCAUGGGAUUCGUUUAGGACAUUAGUGGAUAACAUGAAUGUGAAACAUGGUAACAGAACUCUGGUGCGCAAAAUCUAUUCCUCAAAUGGAACCCAAACAUUUAGGUUAACUAAGGAUGGAGAGACACAUCGGCGCACGGAAAAAAAGUUGUCCACUACGAAGCCAUCGGCUGUGGAAAGACGAGAUGGUGUUUACAGUCAUACAAAGCUCUUACUAAGACAUAAGCGCGGAGAACACCACCAUAACGCGCCCACACGGAUCUUCAGACACAAAAGAGGGGCUGUUGCCGGUCAAAGGAGAAAUGUAAAAGAUGGCAAUAAAAAAUACAACAAUUUCAGUUACGCAAAUCCGGUAUCUAAUGCGUCUUUGGAUGCACCGCUGGCCAUAUGGGAACCACUGCCUAAACCUAUGGCCCAGAACCAGUCAACAGACAUUCCAUUUGGUGCCAGUGAUAAUGAAUUGUUCACUUUGCCAGACCUGCAGGACUAUACCCCACUGAUCCCUCUCAAUCCUAAAACUAGGAGAAAAGAUGUCAAAAACCCCUUUUACCCCGUUACAGCAGAAUCAUAUGGAGCGUAUGCCAUCAUGAUUAUUUCAGUCAUCAUUUUCACUUCUGGUAUAAUUGGGAAUAUAGCAAUCAUGUGCAUUGUGUGCCACAACUACUACAUGAGAAGUAUCUCCAACUCCCUUCUUGCCAAUCUCGCUCUUUGGGAUUUUGUUGUCAUCUUUUUCUGCCUGCCUCUGGUGAUCUUCCAUGAACUCACAAACAAUUGGCUGUUGGGGGAGUUCUCUUGUAAAAUCAUCCCCUAUAUUGAGGUUGCCUCCCUUGGAGUCACCACCUUCACCCUGUGCGCUUUGUGUAUCGACCGCUUCCGUGCUGCCACCAACGUCCAGAUGUAUUACGAGAUGAUUGAGAACUGCGCCUCCACAGCCGCGAAGCUGGCCGUUAUCUGGAUUGGAGCCCUACUGUUGGCCCUGCCGGAGCUCCUGAUCCGCCAGCUGGUCACUGAGGAGGGCGAGCCUCCGAAUGUUACCCCUUGCCAGCGCUGCGUGGUUCGUAUAUCCACUGAGCUCCCUGAUACACUUUAUGUGCUCGGCCUAACCUACGACGGAGCCCGCCUUUGGUGGUACUUCGGCUGCUACUUCUGCCUGCCCACACUGUUCACCAUCGGCAGCUCCCUGGUGACUGCCCACAAGAUCCGGCAGGUGGAGCGGGCCAGUGUGCGCGGCAACAAGAAGCAGAUACAGCUGGAGAGCCAGAUGAACUGCACAGUUGUGGCGCUGGCCAUUCUCUACGGCUUCUGCAUCAUACCAGAGAACAUCUGCAACAUUGUCACCGUCUACAUGGCUGCAGCGGUGCCCAGGCGGACUCUUGACAUUCUCCACCUGGUCAGCCAGCUGCUGUUGUUCUGUAAGUCGGCGGUGACGCCCGUCCUGCUGUUCUGCCUGUGCCAGCCCUUCAGCCGCGCUUUCCUGAACUGCUGCUGCUGCUGCUGCGAGGAGUGUGGCCCGCCCAGGUCUUCUGCCACCGCCACCAUCAGCGAGGAGAACGAGCACGAAUGCACCACCACUGACCUGGAGCUGUCCCCCUUCAGCACCAUCCACAGAGAGGCGACCUCCUCGUAUACCACCGCGGGGACACACUGCUGAGUGGUCAAGACCUCCAUCAGAAGUUCCAAGGGCUCUGCGAAAGUUCCAGAAAGGGGACGGCUUACCCACUGGACCGUACCUACCGUAUAGUCAGUGUGCUUAAGGAACAAAUUGAAGGCUGAGUGGAGUAUCUACAGUGUUGUUUUUAGUCAGGGAAUAGCCUCAGUCUGGGCCUGGGAGAUCAUCCCUUAGACUUAGGAAAAGUACAUAGUUUCUUUACGUCAAUUUAGGAAUUGAAUUGAUAUUGAGGAUAUAGGGUAUGUCCCGUUCUUAACAUCCAAUGAAUUUCCUAAACAGAUUUCAUCAAAUAGACAUAAACUCUGGUGAAUAUUUGUGUCUUGGUUUACUUAUGGGCAAAAAGUGUAAAUGCUACACUGUCUGUCCAUUCUUUGUUUACAGGAACCAUACAGAAACAAAUGCGUGUGUAUUGUUCAGUUGAACAUCUUGAAUUCAUAGAAAUUUGUUUAUUAACUCACCAGUAUUUUCUCUUUUUGAAUUUGCACCCACGUCCUAACUGCAUCUUUUUUUUUAGUUUUCCAUUCCAUUCUUCAUCCAAGAGAUUUUGUGUCAAAUGGGAAGUAAUAUAUUGGAAAUAGCUGGUUGUAGUGUAUAGUUUUUUGCCUAUAAUGGUGAUUCUUGUGAAUCAGUCAAAGUUAUGCCUAGCUACCUUGCUAUGUAAGAAUAUUUUUCACUCUGUAAUUGAUAGCAGAUAACUGAAUGAUGCACUUCAGUCAGUCACUUAGUUACUGGAGUGGUGUUUUUUGUAGCUCCCUUGAAUAAAUAAGAACAAUGAAUUUGAAGGAGUCUUUGACGCUGAACAUGUAGAUUCUUUGAUACCUUAAUUUAAGGAAUAAAUAAUCCACUUAUUUUUUAGGGGGUAAUAUGCCCUCUAUCAGAACCAAAGAUCUAAUUGUACCUAAUCAUUUUGUCCUGGGAACUAAACAUGUGUGAUAAUCACUGGAUCAAGGAGAGUGGUUUCCUGAUGCUGGUUGUCCAGCUCUCAGAGAAGGGGAGCUGCUCAUCAGGCCACUGUGACAUCAUGUUUUUCCAUUCCCCAGAGUAUACAGCAGCCCUUGUUUCCCUACCAGUCCACAAGGAAAAUGCAGGAAUCUGCUUCUCAGCUGUCUCUGUGACGUCAUGAUUGGCCGAGUGGCAUGGAGUCUGGUUAGAUUUUAGGAUGUAUUAACAGAAGGCUUCCUGGUUUUGUACUUAUAAUUGUGAGAGAAAGUUUGUGAACCUCUUGGGAUUUCUUGUAUUUCUGGAUAGAAUUUAGGUAAAAUAAGUACUAAUAAAUCAAGUGAACCUUAUUUUACAAAAAAUACCAACACUUGAUUUUUUAUAAAGCAACAGAGCCGGCCUGUCCAUUAGGCAAUAUAGGCGGGCCCCCAAUCUUAUGUCAUUCUUAAUAAAUAUUUUAUUAAUAAUGUUACUAAAAGCUCGGGUGAGCACUUUUAGACGAAUCAUUGCGUGGACCUUACUAAACAUGAUACAGUUCACAAUGACGGUAGCUACAAAAAUACCCAGACCCACUAAAAGCAAUUAGACCCAACUGUUUCUUGGUUGGAAGUAAUGUGUGAACCUCUGGAUAAAUCAGGUGUAGAAAACUAAAUAUUGAGGUGCCAUUAAACCAAUAAUGCCAAGGGGUUCACAAACUUUCUUUCAGAACCAGCAUAUGGUGCAACUCUGGCAUUUCUAUGCAGAUGGAUUAUUGCAAUUGGUUGUUGGUGUUUUUCUUUUUUAUCAUAGCCUUUUUUUUUUAUAUAUAUAUUUGUACUGUUUCUGAGGCAUUUGGAAAGUGUUUCUUUCAAUGCAGUUUUCUUAAAUAAUGUUCUGAUUUCUGGAACAUGAUUUAAUUGACUGUCAAGCUUAAUACGUUUACAGUCAAGAAAGAUUUGUGCUGAAUAGAAAGGUAUAGAUUUACAAAAUCUUAUUUUAGGUAUAAGUGAAUUGUUUUUCUUUAACAUGACUUAAAUAACAUUUUAGGUAGAAGUGAAUUGUGUCUGUUUAACAAGAUUAUAUACUUUUAUAUUUUUGUUGUAUUAUUUCUUAUUCCUGACUUACCAAGAUAUUUCCAUCUGAAAAUACCGUAGUAGAAAAACAGCAUAAAGCAUGGCAACCAUAAAUGUCAGAAAGGUGUAUACAUUUAAUCUGUUGUACAUACUGUCAUGAAGAUUCCUUAAUCAUUUGUCAUUGUAAUGGAACAUAACAUCUUGUUCUUACAAAACUGUCCUUCCAACGUACUUAUUGGACGUUCUUUCAUUUUUCUAUCACUUUAUUCCAGAUAGUACUAUGCAUGGUGAUGCUUAAUGUUUUUCUUUUUACGGGAUGCAUAGUGACUGUUACCAUGAAGCUGUAGCAUAGGGAAUGUAACAAGAAUACUGUGAUUUUGACAGUUAGAAACUGUAUAUUGUUUGUAUUAAAUAUUAGCUACAGUAUCAUUUAUA
This is a messenger RNA of Esox lucius (northern pike), 4736 nucleotides long. RefSeq names its product prosaposin receptor GPR37. Lineage: Eukaryota; Metazoa; Chordata; Actinopteri; Esociformes; Esocidae. The record is from RefSeq and is a predicted model, not a curated record. The coding region runs from base 421 to 2292 and encodes 623 amino acids. Gene Ontology annotation, cellular component: plasma membrane; signaling receptor complex. The transcript has 2 exons. Gene Ontology annotation, biological process: positive regulation of MAPK cascade; adenylate cyclase-inhibiting G protein-coupled receptor signaling pathway. Gene Ontology annotation, molecular function: prosaposin receptor activity; G protein-coupled peptide receptor activity.